This is a messenger RNA of Arabidopsis thaliana (thale cress), 2128 nucleotides long. It is a transcript of the gene RR19, whose product is annotated as response regulator 19. Gene Ontology annotation, molecular function: DNA-binding transcription factor activity; DNA binding. The coding region runs from base 76 to 1944 and encodes 622 amino acids. The record is from RefSeq and is marked reviewed. The transcript is spliced from 5 exons. Gene Ontology annotation, biological process: cytokinin-activated signaling pathway; phosphorelay signal transduction system. Lineage: Eukaryota; Viridiplantae; Streptophyta; Magnoliopsida; Brassicales; Brassicaceae. Gene Ontology annotation, cellular component: nucleus.
CAUAUACAACUUCAACAUACACAUAAUCUCUCACUUAAAAAUAUCUCUCUCUCUCUCUCUACAAAAUCAAUUCCAAUGUUGGUGGGAAAGAUAAGUGGAUAUGAAGAUAAUACUCGCUCUUUGGAGCGAGAAACAUCUGAAAUCACUUCUCUUCUCAGCCAAUUUCCGGGGAAUACUAAUGUCCUUGUUGUUGACACCAAUUUCACCACUCUACUCAACAUGAAACAAAUCAUGAAACAAUACGCUUAUCAAGUGUCUAUUGAGACAGAUGCAGAAAAAGCUCUUGCGUUUUUGACAAGCUGCAAACAUGAAAUCAAUAUUGUGAUUUGGGAUUUUCAUAUGCCUGGAAUUGAUGGACUUCAAGCUCUCAAGAGCAUUACUUCAAAGUUGGAUUUACCUGUAGUGAUUAUGUCUGAUGAUAAUCAAACGGAAUCUGUGAUGAAAGCAACAUUUUACGGUGCUUGUGACUAUGUUGUGAAACCGGUUAAAGAAGAGGUAAUGGCCAAUAUAUGGCAACACAUUGUACGGAAGAGGCUGAUCUUUAAACCGGAUGUUGCUCCACCGGUUCAAUCAGAUCCGGCUCGCUCUGACCGUUUAGACCAAGUCAAAGCUGAUUUCAAGAUCGUAGAAGAUGAACCAAUAAUCAAUGAGACACCGCUGAUCACAUGGACCGAAGAAAUUCAACCGGUUCAGUCAGAUCUGGUUCAAGCCAACAAGUUCGACCAAGUGAAUGGCUAUUCCCCAAUCAUGAACCAAGAUAACAUGUUCAACAAAGCACCACCUAAACCGCGAAUGACGUGGACAGAAGUUAUUCAACCGGUUCAAUCAAAUCUGGUUCAAACAAAAGAGUUCGGCCAACUCAAUGACUAUUCCCAAAUCAUGAACCAAGAUAGCAUGUACAACAAAGCAGCAACCAAACCACAAUUGACGUGGACCGAAGAAAUUCAACCGGUUCAAUCAGGUCUGGUUCAAGCCAACGAGUUCAGCAAAGUGAAUGGAUAUUCCCAAAGCAUGAACCAAGAUAGCAUGUUCAACAAAUCAGCAACCAACCCGCGAUUGACAUGGAACGAAUUACUUCAACCGGUUCAAUCAGAUCUGGUUCAAUCCAAUGAGUUUAGCCAAUUCAGUGACUAUUCUCAAAUCAUGAACGAAGAUAACAUGUUCAACAAAGCAGCAAAGAAACCGCGGAUGACAUGGAGUGAAGUAUUUCAACCGGUUCAAUCACAUCUGGUUCCGACUGACGGUUUAGACCGAGACCACUUUGAUUCCAUAACCAUAAACGGAGGUAACGGCAUACAAAACAUGGAAAAGAAACAAGGAAAAAAACCACGGAAGCCGCGGAUGACGUGGACCGAAGAGCUUCACCAAAAAUUUCUGGAAGCCAUCGAAAUAAUUGGUGGUAUCGAAAAAGCUAACCCAAAGGUACUUGUCGAAUGCUUGCAAGAAAUGAGGAUAGAAGGAAUUACUAGAAGCAAUGUGGCAAGUCAUCUUCAGGUAAAGAAAAAAACACACACGCUAAAUAUUAAACACCGUAUCAAUCUUGAAGAAAACCAAAUUCCUCAACAAACACAAGGGAAUGGUUGGGCCACUGCGUAUGGUACACUAGCUCCCUCUCUCCAAGGUUCAGACAAUGUCAACACAACAAUACCAUCGUACCUUAUGAAUGGUCCAGCCACUUUGAACCAAAUCCAGCAGAAUCAAUAUCAAAAUGGUUUCUUGACAAUGAACAACAACCAGAUCAUAACCAAUCCUCCGCCUCCUUUGCCCUAUUUGGACCAUCAUCACCAACAGCAACAUCAGUCUUCUCCUCAAUUUAAUUACCUGAUGAACAAUGAAGAACUUCUUCAAGCCUCUGGCCUCUCUGCGACAGAUCUUGAACUCACUUAUCCAAGUUUACCAUAUGAUCCACAAGAGUAUCUAAUCAAUGGCUACAAUUAUAAUUAGUCAUAUAGCCCUUCUCUUUACUUAAGGCAGUCUAUGUAUGACAAAUAAUAUGCGACUUCCCUUGUGAGUCACAAUAUUGUUUCAUUAUUCUUUCAUUUAAACUCAUUAUAUAAACCCAUUGUUCCUUUCUCAUAGAUUUUUUAUGGAAUAAUAAUGUUAUUAACAAGAAACUGGAUUCUAAUUU